AAGAGCAUUUAGUUUCAUUGGCAGAGACGGGAUGCUAUAAAAAUGCUUAGUUUGCAUCUGUAUUAAAAAGAGUAUCAUUUAUUAGUGCAUCUUAAUGUCUUUUCAGGAGAAUGUUAUAAUUCCAAAUAGUAAAGUCGUACUAGUAGAUCUAUAUGCCAUUGGUAUUAUCCGACACGAACGCACUUACUCCUUUGCACAACUGUAUUCGGGAUAUUGCCCCAAAUUUUUUGCACUUAAAUGAGAAUAAGACUGAAUAUUUUUUUAUUAGCCUUGAUCCAGCCGCAGUGCUAUCCAGUUUAGGUGCCUCUGCCCCCUCACUUACAGACAUGGUGAGAAAUCUUGGAGUAAUAUUUGACAAUGACUUUACUUUCGAUAACCAGAUUAGGGCCGUGGUCAAGACCAGUUUUUUACACCUCCGACUUUUAACGAAGGUGAAGCCCUUCUUGUCAUGUGGAGACUUAGAAAAAGCAGUCCACACUUUUAUUACUUCACGUUUGGACUAUUGCAAUGCCCUUUAUGUUGGUGUGUCCCAAGCUGUGCUGCGUAAACUUCAGCUGGUACAAAACAUGGCUGCUCGGUUGUUGUCGAACACUCCCAGACAGUAACUUUGUCCUGGGGAAUGCACAGGUCCAGUCCCUCUACCCCAUAGUCUACAGCUCUGAUGGUUUCUGUGAACUGACCGGCUUUGCCCGCGGUGAGCUGAUGCAGAAGAGCUGCAUGUGUCACUUCCUGUAUGGCAGCGAGACCAGCGAUCGUCUCACCUCGCAGAUGCAGAAAGCGCUGGAUGAACGUGAAGAGUUUAAGACUGAGAUCAUUCUGUAUAAGAAGAGUGGCUCUAAGUUCUGGUGUCUGCUGGAUAUUGUGCCCAUAAAGAAUGAGAAGAGUGACGUGGUCCUGUUCCUGGUCUCACACAAGGACAUCACUGAAAAUAAGGACCUAGACCAUGGCAAUGAAUCUGACACUGAUGAUGAAACAGGCCUGGAGAUCCAUCAGAUCAGCUGCCCUCCGGGCUUUAACAUGGCGCGGCGCCGUAGCAGGGCUGUUCUUUACCAGCUGUCUGGGCACCUACAGAAACCAGACAAAACAAAGAGCAAGCUCAAGAUCAACACCAAUGUUCUGGGAGCCAAUGCUAACCCGGUCCCAGAGUACAAGGUGGCGGACAUCCAGAAGUCUCGUUUCAUCCUCCUUCACUACGGUGCAUUCAAGGCCGUCUGGGACUGGCUGAUCUUGUUGGCCACGUUCUACGUCGCCAUUACUGUUCCCUAUAACGUGUGCUUCACAACGGUGGAGGUACGAGAGGAUGGUGGCUCUGCAGCACGAAACCCUCCGAGUGUCAGCGAUAUCUUGGUGGAGAUCCUCUUUAUCAUUGAUAUUGUGCUGAACUUUCGAACUACCUACGUGAGCACAUCUGGACAGGUAGUGUAUGACGCGCGCUCCAUCUGCAUACACUACGUCACGUCCUGGCUGUUUGUGGAUCUGAUCGCCGCCUUGCCCUUUGACCUGCUGUACGCCUUCAAUAUCAGUGUGAACUUCGGGGUGCACCUGCUGAAGACGGUGCGCCUCCUGCGCCUCUUGCGUCUCCUCCAGAAGCUGGAUCGUUACUCCCAGUACAGCGCUGUGGUCCUCACCUUGCUGAUGUCCACGUUCGCCCUGCUGGCCCACUGGAUGGCCUGCGUCUGGUACUUCAUUGGACGUAGUGAGAUCGAAAGUAACAGUCCCACCUCCUGGGAUAUAGGCUGGCUCCAUGAACUGGCCAAACGCUUGGGAACGCCGUACUUCCUGGCACCACUGACCUCCUUGUUGGGAGUCUCUGAUUCACCUCAAGGCACCAUGACAGAAGGACUGACCAAUUACAGCCAGUGCAACAGCUCACUGAAUGGUCCCGGUUGGGGUUCAGGGCAGUGGAACGGCAGCAGGACCAGAGCGAGGACACCGAACAACUCAGGGAUGACUCUGAGCGGUGGUCCGUCUGUCAGGAGCUCCUAUGUGACAUCACUGUACUUUGCUCUAAGCAGCCUCACCAGCGUGGGAUUCGGCAACGUUUCAGCCAACACAGACUCCGAGAAGAUCUUCUCCAUCUGCACCAUGCUGAUUGGAGCAUUAAUGCAUGCUGUGGUGUUUGGCAAUGUGACUGCCAUCAUCCAGAGGAUGUACUCACGCCGCUCCCUCUACCACACCCGCACCAAGGACCUGAAGGACUUCAUCCGGGUCCACCGGCUGCCCAAGACUCUCGAGCAACGCAUGAUGGAAUGUUUCCAGACGACAUGGUCUGUCAACAAUGGUAUUGACGUCAGCGAGCUGCUGAAGGACUUCCCAGAUGAACUGAGGGCUGACAUCGCCAUGCACCUGAACAAGGAGCUGCUGCAACUGCCACUCUUUGAGUCAGCCAGCAGGGGAUGUCUGCGCUCGCUCUCCCUCAUCAUCAAAACCUCCUUCUGUGCUCCCGGGGAGUUCCUCAUCCGCCAGGGAGACGCCCUCCAAGCCAUCUACUUCGUUUGCUCAGGCUCCAUGGAGGUACUGAAGGACAACACUGUGCUGGCCAUCCUGGGUAGGGGUGACCUGAUUGGCUCUGACUGUAUGACACAGGAGGAAGUGAUUAAGACCAAUGCAUGUGUGAAGGCCCUGACCUACUGUGACCUGCAGUACAUCAGUCUCAAAGGCCUCCGCGAAGUGCUCGGCCUCUAUCCUGACUAUGCGCAGAAGUUUCUCACUGAGAUCCAGCAUGAUCUAACAUACAACCUCCGGGAAGGACACAACACUGAGGCAGACUGUGAGAGCAACGGAGGGAUCAUGAAGAAACUUCCUUCCAUCAGGGAGGAUGAGGAAGCAUCAGGGUCUGAGGGGGAGCACUCCCCUCUUCCCAGGAUUGCUGCCCUUGGCAGGUUGGGCAAAGGCCUGCGCUCUCCCCUGCGCUCCCCUCUGCGCUCCCCAUUGCUGCCACCGAGACCCUUCAGACCGGUGAGCGAUUGCACUCGGCCCUCCAGCUUGCAGAUCCCCGUGAUGAGCUUCAGCUGCCUGCAGCCAGAUCUCAGCCCUCGGUUUGUAGAUGGGAUCGAGACAGAAAACCAAAAUGGUUCAGCUCAGAAGUUUGAUUUUUCUCCCAGUGAAACCCACAGAGUCCUACCCAGCCCUAAGUCAGCGACCUCAGGAUGCUUGCAUGUGUCCACAGGGCCUCAUGAUGAGUGGGACACUGCGCAGACUAUUGCUAAGCUAAAAUAUGAGAUGAGCGUCCUUUCCCAUCAGGUAACUGCUGUGAGUCAGGAGCUGCAGGAAAUGAUUCGUCUUCUCAAACCCCUCUUCCACCCGUCCACGCUGUUGAUCCCCAGCACUGUGACUCCUCCCAGCGUCUCUUCACACAGCUGCUCCAUGGCCCCGCCCCUACUUACCCAACAUGCACCUGUGGAUUGUUCAAUCCAUCAGAAUGCUCCGUCCAUUCUGGUACCUGAACCAUCUUCACCUCAGCUGAGCAGGAAGGUGCUACAAGGAGAAUUUGAUCCACUUCAGUAUUCCCCCUCUCGGACCAGCAUCCUCCAUAGUCCACCAGUUCUUCACCAGACCACCCUCCCAGUGUCUCAUUGCUCAGCCCCACCGUCACUCAACAGCUCUCCCCAUGAGCACACAAUUAUGCCGCAUCCCUGCUCAUCUUCCUCCAUACUUUCUCUUUCUUCAACAAGCCACCCAUCAUCCACCACUCCACUGCUGGUAGAUUUAUCAGGACCUGGACGUCAAUCCCAUCUCCUGCUCCAUUCCCAGUCUGAGUCCCAGCUCCAGUUCCAUCCUGAGUGCCAGUUUGUAUCCCAGUCUUAUCCCCAUUCCCUUUCGCAGCCUCACCUCCGGCCCCUUCUCCAGACCUCUAGCUCAGCAUCACGCCCUUGGAAACCCUUCCUGGACCUGCAAGAGGUGGAGUGGGAGGAGCGCACCGCCCAGCUCAGCUUCAUCGAUGAAGGACAACCGUCAGUGUGAACAGACAAACAACACCCUGACACACCUUGCACAGCUUAUUGCAUGACAAACAUUUGCCCAAAGUUUGGGAUGUGAGCUACGAUAUAAAUACAAGUUUAAACUAUUAUUAACUAUGAUCAUGAGCACCAGGUGUAAGCAGGUCUGAUAAUAAAAGAGUUUUUCAGUUUCAUCUGGAUUUAUUUAAUACUCCUGAGUGAUAUAAAAGCAAGAUGACUGAUCCUACAAUAAUCCAAACCUUUUUAAAGCCUCAGCAAAAAUAAGAAGAAGCUUAAACAUCUGCGUGCUGAACAGGGUCAGACGAACUCACAGUCCUCUAACGUCAACGUUAUCAACUUUCACAA
This is a messenger RNA of Monopterus albus (swamp eel), 4304 nucleotides long. Its product is annotated as potassium voltage-gated channel subfamily H member 8-like. Gene Ontology annotation, biological process: potassium ion transmembrane transport; regulation of membrane potential. Gene Ontology annotation, molecular function: voltage-gated potassium channel activity. Bases 508 to 3963 code for a protein of 1151 amino acids. The record is from RefSeq and is a predicted model, not a curated record. Gene Ontology annotation, cellular component: plasma membrane. The transcript has 15 exons. Lineage: Eukaryota; Metazoa; Chordata; Actinopteri; Synbranchiformes; Synbranchidae.